This is a messenger RNA of Cynocephalus volans (Philippine flying lemur), 987 nucleotides long. Its product is annotated as olfactory receptor 9G4-like. Gene Ontology annotation, biological process: sensory perception of smell; G protein-coupled receptor signaling pathway. The transcript has a single exon. The record is from RefSeq and is a predicted model, not a curated record. NCBI's taxonomy places the organism in Eukaryota, Metazoa, Chordata, Mammalia, Dermoptera, Cynocephalidae. The coding region runs from base 4 to 987 and encodes 327 amino acids. Gene Ontology annotation, cellular component: membrane. Gene Ontology annotation, molecular function: G protein-coupled receptor activity; olfactory receptor activity; odorant binding.
GACAUGGAAGUGGGAAAUCGCACUGUCCUGACUGAAUUCAUCUUGAUGGGCUUCUCAGCCAACCCCCAGUGGCAGCUGUUUCUAUUUGGAAUAUUUCUGACACUCUAUUUGGCAACCUUGUCAGGAAACAUGAUUCUGGUUGUUUUAAUCUGGAUUGAUUCCCACCUGCACACACCUAUGUACUUUUUCAUUGGCAAUCUGUCUUUUUUGGAUUUCUGGUAUACUUCUGUAUAUACCCCCAAAAUCCUGGCCACUUGUGUCUCAGAAGAUAAGCGCAUUUCCUUGGCUGGAUGUGGGGCUCAGUUUUUCUUUUCCUGUGUUGUAGCCUACACGGAGUGCUAUCUCCUAGCAGCCAUGGCAUAUGACCGCCAUGUGGCAAUUUGUAAUCCAUUACUAUAUUCAGGUACCAUGUCUGGUUCUCUGUGUACUGGGCUUGUUGCUGGCUCCUACAUAGGAGGGUUUUUGAAUGCCAUAGCCCAUACUGCCAACACAUUCCGCCUGAAUUUCUGUGGUAAAAAUAUCAUUGACCACUUUUUCUGUGAUGUACUGCCAUUGGUAAAAAUGUCCUGUACAGACACCUGGGUCUAUGAACAAGUCCUCCUGUGUCUAGUGGGCUUCACAGUCCUCUCCAGCAUUCUUGCCAUCCUGAUUUCCUAUUUCAACAUCCUUCUGGCUAUCCUGAGGAUCCGCUCAGCCUCAGGAAGACGCAAAGCAUUUUCCACCUGUGCUUCCCACCUAAUCUCGGUCAUGCUCUUCUAUGGAUCCUUGCUCUUCAUAUACUCAAGACCUAGUUCCACCUACUCCUUGGAGAGAGACAAAGUGGCUGCCCUGUUCUACACCGUGGUCAACCCAUUGCUCAACCCUCUCAUCUAUAGCCUGAGAAACAAAGAUGUCAAAGAGGCCUUUAGGAAAGCAACACAGACCGUAAGACCACAAACAUGGAGGUUGUCAUUUUUGCUGAAUGCUGUUAUGGCAUAUUCCAAAUAA